UGAGAACAUUUGCGCCACCCAGCACCAAAACACUCUCGCUUUCGUUUUCCCCAAAACCGAAACGUUACAAAUCAAGAAAAAAGGCAUCAUUGCGACCACUGGGAGAGAAACAUGGUGGCUGUUGUAUCCAACCACGUCCUGAAGGCGCUUUGUAAUAACCAGUGUUGUUUGGAGUUCCGCCAGUUGGACAGUAUUUUACGGCAGAGUUUCACGGUGGAUGAGCGGCUGUUUGAGCGCGCGCUGCAGGACAACGAGCGCUUCCGUGUUGUUGUUGAAGACUCGGCGGAGCUCGCGCUCAGUCCCGGUGCUUUAAUUAUAGCGACGACGUCGUUAAGAGUGUGCAAAGACCCAGUGAAGUGCACGCGCUGUGAGGAGCUGCACUUGUGCCGCUAUCUAGUGUGCGGAAAUUGCAGAUUCGGGAAUAAAUGCAAAAACUCCCACGAUAUGAAAUCUGCACAUAAUACUGUUCUGCUAAAAAAGAAGAACGUAGAUUUCCUUGAAGACACACAGUUGUUUCAGCUUCUUCUACAGAAUGACCCAUCUUUUGUUCCAGAGAUUUGUUCUCACUAUAAUAAAGGGAAUGGAGAACAUGGAAGCUGUAAAUAUCAGGCUUCCUGCACUAGCCUGCACAUCUGCCAGCACUUCCUACAGGAUGACUGUAAAUAUGGAGCUGCCUGCAAGCGAGCUCAUAAUUUUGAUGCAACUGCUGUGAAAAUUCUGAACAGCAGAGGUUUCAGUGCAGAAAAUAUUCGCACCCUUCAGAAAACAUACAAGAAUAAGUUUCUUCUCAUCAAUCAAACUGACAAGUCUGUCUCCAAAGGAGCAGAGAAAGACACACAAGUGAAAAGGCAGCACUCCAGCAGCUCUGUGAGUGAGGCAGACCGCAAUGAAAUCUGCCUCUUCUUUGUACGCAAGGGUUGCAGUUUCAAAGAGAAAUGUGUCCGUGUUCAUCAUGAUCUACCGUAUAAAUGGGAGAUUCUGGAUGAAGUUGAAGUGACAUGGAAACAAUUUCCCAAUGAAGAGGAUGUUGAGAGGGACUACUGUAAUCCAGCUAAUGACACCAGCUUUGGGCCUCUGACUGUGGACUUCACUUCAAUGACGUAUGGAAAGAAAAAAGUUCGUCGUCUGUCCACGGCAUCCUCCGUUACCAAACCUCCUCACUUCAUUCUGACCACUGAGUGGCUUUGGUACUGGAAGAAUGAUGAAGGGCAAUGGAUUGAAUAUGGUCAGGGGGAAGAUAAACGUUUCACGUCAAUCACCUCAAAAGCCUUAGAGAAUGUGUACCUCUCUAAAAUUGAAACUGAAAUUCCAUUCAGCGUGGACGGGAGUGAUUAUGUGCUCAGUAUAACAGGUAUGUAUCAACAAAACAAAAGGUACAAAACAAAACGAGCGGUUCGACGCAGGCCACGAUUUGUUUCAGCUCAAGACGUUAAAGGAAAAUCAAAAAGUGAUGCGCCAGAAACUACCAGCUGCUCCUCUGUGGAAGUUCCUGAUCAUUGGGAUAAAGCAGCUCUGCCGAGCUUUUUCUAUACGACUGUUACUCUGUCAGGGUCUGAACCUGAUUAUAAAAAAGUAACCGAUCUGUUCAAACGGACAAUGUCCUCAAGCAUCAUACACAGCAUCAAGAGAGUGCAAAAUCCUUCACUCUGGAAGGUUUUUCAGUGGCAGAAAGAACAGAUGAAGGAGAGGAACGGUGGCAGAGCUAUAGAGGAGCGUCAGCUCUUCCAUGGCACAGAUAAGUCUCUAAUAGAGGCCAUCUGUGAGCAGAACUUUGACUGGAGGGUUUGUGGUGUCCAUGGAUCACUUUAUGGCAAAGGAAGUUACUUUGCCAGAGAUGCCAAGUACUCCGAUAAAUAUGUGAAAUCCAAAGGUGCCACUAAGAUGAUGUUUGUUGCACUUGUCCUUGUUGGUGAAUUUACCAAAGGAUGCAGCAGUUUUCUCCGACCUCCACAGAAGACACAGAAGGCAGGAUUUUAUGAUAGCUGUGUUGACAAUCCAAGCAACCCAGCUAUUUUUGUUAUCUUCGAGAAGUAUCAGAUCUAUCCCGAGUACAUUAUUGAAUACUCUUAAAAUCCAGAUAUGUGUUUGUGGACUGUGAUAAAUGUGGUUUUAUCUUUAUUGCUUUUGUUUUAAGUACUUUUGUUUUGGGUUUAUGAACAAAAAGUUUAAUAGUAGUUUAAUACUGCACUUUCUCUUGUCUAACGAGGUCACUUAUUGCUACAGUGCAAUUAUUUGAAGUGGUUAUAAAUCAAAAUGUCUAAAUAAUUUCUCAGUCUUACGGUUUGUUUUAUUAAGUGUCAGUUGAUUUGUUUCCAUUCUAAAAAUUCUUUCUAGUUUUUAGUUGCUCAGUCAUUUAAACCUAAAGUGUAAUGAGUCAUAAUCACCUGAUUACAAGGUUCCAGGUUGAUCUGGUUAUACUGGCUUCACCCAGUGUCAGCUCAGAAGUAAGAAAUUUCCAUAUUUA
Messenger RNA from Tachysurus vachellii, 2464 nucleotides. RefSeq names its product protein mono-ADP-ribosyltransferase PARP12-like. Lineage: Eukaryota; Metazoa; Chordata; Actinopteri; Siluriformes; Bagridae. Gene Ontology annotation, molecular function: metal ion binding; NAD+ poly-ADP-ribosyltransferase activity. The record is from RefSeq and is a predicted model, not a curated record. The coding region runs from base 112 to 2070 and encodes 652 amino acids. The transcript is spliced from 12 exons.